This is a messenger RNA of Coregonus clupeaformis (lake whitefish), 2157 nucleotides long. Its product is annotated as glucoside xylosyltransferase 1. Bases 236 to 1594 code for a protein of 452 amino acids. The record is from RefSeq and is a predicted model, not a curated record. Gene Ontology annotation, biological process: protein O-linked glycosylation via N-acetylgalactosamine. Gene Ontology annotation, molecular function: UDP-xylosyltransferase activity. Lineage: Eukaryota; Metazoa; Chordata; Actinopteri; Salmoniformes; Salmonidae. The transcript has 8 exons.
UCCUAAUACACAUAGGUGAAUCUCAGGAACCUGAAAUGAUCUUAUAUAAUGUAAGCAGAAUUAUGUGCAUAUGGAACGUACCCAAAUCUUCCUGUCGUCAUGCUUCUUUCUUUGGUUUUUGGUUUCUUGACACAAGGUGGGGCUCAAGGUUGGUGUAAACACAUUAGCCAGCUAGCCAAUUUAGCUCCAUAUCUGAAAUAAUGUUUCGGUAGUAAGUACACUUUUUAUUCACAAAAUGCGAUGUUAUCUUCAUGCAGUUCUGCUGUGCAUGGUUUUUGCUGUCUUGUCGGUGCUGUAUGUAUUUAGUCAACUACCGGUAGCAUCGUCUUUGGAGUCGCAAGACGAAGACGGAUUGACCGAAAGAACUAAGAAAUCCAAUAGCAGGCAACUACAAGACACCGGGCACGUCAGGAAAGGUAGAGGAGUGUCUGCCCUUUUUGACCAGAAAGAACAUGAGAGGUGUAGUGCAUUGUCAGUGUCUUACUGGAAUCCCUAUUGGAGACUGCCACCUGAUGUUUGUGGAAUGAACUGCUUAUCGGAACCAUCUCCUAGCUAUCUCGGGGAGAAGCCAGCCUCAGCCAGCAUCAAGCAGACCAGUCGUGAUGAAUGGAUACAACUGGCUGUGGUGGCCUGUGGCCCCAAACUAGAGGAGACCCUCACCAUGCUGAAGUCUGCCCUUCUCUUCAGCACUAAACCACUGCACUUCCACAUCUACACCGAGGAUCACCUACAUAUCAGCUUCAGAGAGGCUCUGGACUGGUGGCCCAGUGUGUUCCAGACAAGGUUUAACUACACCACGUACCCCAUCACCUUCCCCAGUGACAACGCCAAGGAGUGGAAGAAACUCUUCAAACCAUGUGCUUCCCAGAGACUCUUCCUACCGCUGAUCCUAAAGGACGUGGACUCUCUGCUCUAUGUGGACACAGACAUCUUGUUCCUUCAACCUGUAGAGGAGAUCUGGUCCAUUCUGAGUCUCUUCAACUCUACCCAGCUAGCAGCCAUGGCCCCGGAGCACGAAGACCCACGUAUGGCUUGGUACAACCGCUUCGCCCGGCACCCCUACUAUGGCAGGACAGGGGUGAACUCUGGGGUCAUGCUCAUGAACAUGACCAGGAUUAGAGAGAAAUACUUUAAGAAUGACAUGACGUCGGUCCACCUCCAAUGGGAAGAGCUGCUGAUGCCUCUGCUGCAGAAGUAUAAACUGAACAUCACAUGGGGAGACCAGGACCUGCUCAACAUCAUCUUCCAUUAUAACCCAGAGAGCCUGUAUGUGUUUCCGUGCCAGUGGAACUACCGUCCAGACCACUGUAUAUACGGCAGCAACUGUCUCGCAGCCGAACAAGAGGGCGUCUUCAUUCUCCACGGCAACCGAGGCGUUUACCAUGAUGACAAGCAGCCAGCGUUCCGGGCCGUCUAUGAAGCCAUCCAGAAGUAUCCGUUUGGGGACAACCUGAUCCAGUCUCUCCUGCUCCCCCUGGAGGCCAGGCUACAGGAGACCAAACACACCUACUGUGGAAGAGCCAGCCACAUGUUUACUAAGAGGUUAAAACGGAGCAUCAGUACGCUUCAACGGGAACCCACCAGGGGAAGAUGAGAGGCAACACACAACUAGAUUACCAGUCUACACUACCAACAGUGUUACCUCCACCGACGAGUCAAGCGCCUAUUGAAAAUGGAGGUAUAUGUGAUCUCUGCGGGAAUUGAACUCACAACCUUGGCGUUGCCACGCUCUUACGAACUGAGCCACAUAGGACCUCUUUCCUUUAAUACAGACAGUCCAUCCAUGCCCACAUUAGAUGAGUCUGUCACGGGCAACAACUACCGGAGCAUCAAGAUUGCUCCAAAGUCAAUAUGAAAGAUUUUUUUGUGUAACACACUGAUUGGUUUCAUAUGAAAACACUUGUUCCUCAGUCUGUCUGUUACAUAAGUGUCGUCUCUCUGUCUGAAAUCACUUUGCCCUCUGUAGAGUUUGACCUUUCUAUCUGAUGGCAAAUGGUAUACUUGACAAUCAGGUUGCAGUAGGAUUUUAUCUGUGACGAGAGUCCCAGUCUGACAAGCACUUAUUGUAACGCACUUCUCUGAAGACUGGAUAUACACUACCGUUCAAAGGUUUGGGGUCACUUGGAAAUGUCCUUGUUUUUGAAAAGAAAAGCUAUU